This is a messenger RNA of Centruroides sculpturatus (bark scorpion), 540 nucleotides long. Its product is annotated as ribosome biogenesis protein WDR12 homolog. The coding region runs from base 82 to 540 and encodes 152 amino acids. Lineage: Eukaryota; Metazoa; Arthropoda; Arachnida; Scorpiones; Buthidae. The transcript is spliced from 6 exons. The record is from RefSeq and is a predicted model, not a curated record. Gene Ontology annotation, molecular function: protein binding.
UUCGUCUCGAUUCCACGUGGUUUCAGUAUCUGUUAUGUUUGCUCUGAUAUAUUUUUAUAUUUGUUAUUCUUACAGAAAAAUAUGCUGACAUUGAAUUCAGAAGUAGAAAUGAAUAAAUUAAACACAGUCCCCACUUUAAAGUUUACAAUGGGUUUGGGACUAGAUAAUCAGGAUGAUACAUACAUAUUUGAUAUAGUUGCAAAUAGUGAUUCUCAAUUAGCGGCUUCAUAUUCUGACAAUACUAUCAGUUUAAUAGAAUCAAAACAUCUUCAUGUAAAUUAUUCAUGGAAAGCUCAUAAAAAGAAGAUUUCUGCUUUGAAGUUCAGUCCUAUCAAUCAACAUCAUCUAUUUUCAUCAUCAUUGGACGGAUGCAUUAGUUUGUGGGAUCUUCGUUAUUCUGUUGAGGAACCAGCUCUGAAAUUUCAAGAUAUUUCAGCUACCAACAAACCAAUAACAUGUUUUGACGUUGAUUUUUCUGGAAGCUACAUAUGUUCUGGAACAGAAUUAAUGCAACAGAAUUCAUAUAUUUUAUUUUGGUAA